Molecule: messenger RNA, 3297 nt
Organism: Psylliodes chrysocephalus
Lineage: Eukaryota; Metazoa; Arthropoda; Insecta; Coleoptera; Chrysomelidae
Source: the annotation of a GenBank genome assembly
AGAUCCUUUACUAAAGUUAACACUUGUUAAGUAGUGAUGCUGGAAGGAUUAGUUCAGAUUUUUACGAAACAUCUCACGGACUUUGUGACUAAUAUACCGGGUGUUGUUUAGACUAUUGACUCUUUAUUUUUUGUGGUACGUCUUUAAGUUUAUUGGUGGUUUUUUAUGAAGUGACUUUUUGGUUGGUUAAAAAAUGACUGUUACGGGUAAUUUUGGAAUUAUGCAUAGACCAUGUUUCUCUGGGUAUCCUUUUCAAGGACAAGGACGUGUCAAUCAACUUGGAGGCGUCUUUAUAAAUGGUAGGCCUCUUCCAAACCACAUAAGACUGAAAAUCGUAGAGAUGGCAGCUGCAGGGGUACGUCCCUGUGUCAUAUCAAGGCAGCUAAGGGUGUCACAUGGUUGCGUUAGCAAGAUCUUGAACAGAUAUCAGGAAACUGGAUCUAUUCGACCCGGGGUCAUCGGUGGUUCCAAACCGCGCGUAGCAACGCCUGAAGUUGAAACUCGGAUUGAACAAUACAAGAGAGACAAUCCGUCGAUUUUCAGUUGGGAAAUUAGAGACAGAUUAAUCAAGGAAGGUAUUUGCGAUCGAAGCAGUGCUCCCAGUGUAUCCGCCAUUUCUAGACUUCUCAGAGGCAAAGGAGGAGAAUACGAUGGAGAUGAUAAAUCAACCGACAACGAAGGUGGUUCGGACUGUGAAAGUGAACCGGGGAUUCCCUUGAAGAGAAAACAGCGUCGCUCCAGAACCACUUUUACGGCACACCAGCUUGACGAACUGGAAAAAGCUUUCGAAAGAACGCAAUAUCCGGAUAUUUACACCAGAGAAGAAUUGGCUCAAAGGACCAAGCUUACCGAAGCCAGAAUACAGGUUUGGUUUAGUAAUAGAAGAGCAAGAUUAAGAAAACAGUUAUCAUCGUCAUCUUCAUCGUCUUACACACCCCUAGGUGUUGUAGGUGGGCCUUACAGUGCCCCCACUACUCCGUAUGGACAAGGCUUAGGAGACGGCACCUUCCCUAGUUCUGCUGCUACGGCUUCCAGUUCUAACCAAAUGACUGAUCUCUACCCCAACCACUCGGGUCACUCGACAUCGCCGAAUCUCCCAAUCUCAGAGGUCAAAUGGGAACAUUCAAUCCCGCACCACCACAACCCCUACAGCUCCUCCCAUCCUAUCUAUUCGUCUUCUAACUUGAUGCCCAUUUCCCAAACUCUAACCCCGUCCAUAAGUUUGCCUUCCAACGUUCAACCUAGCACAUCACCUAGUAUGGCCACCAAUACGCUCCAGAGUUUACCCCAACAGACCGAAAUGGGCGAAUACAAGGAUUAUAAGGAUGGAAGUGAUAAUAAUAACGUGCAUCAUUCAUCCAGUCCUAGUUUGAGUCAGCAAUAUGCUAAUAUGGCGCCGAAUUCGGCCGGGAUCGUUACUAUGUUGGGACCGAAUAGUGCAAACAGCAAUAGCAACGACGCACCCUGUACAGAAUCCAAUUCAGAUCACCACCACCACCACCAUCACCUCUCGUCCCAAUGGAAUAUGACUUCUCCGCACCAAAUCAGAAACCUCAGCCCUACUUUACCAAACCACCAAUCAAUCUCAGGCACUUUAGGACAAUUGGGACAGCCGCUGGCCCAAAGUUUGGGUCCAUUCCCGCAUCAGGGAGGCAUGCAACACAGCAUACAUGGUUACCACACUCACCAAGCGCCGAAGACGUUCGGUCAUCAGCCUUUUUACGGUUGGUACUAGGCAUCAGACAAAUUAUCUAUACACUAUAUUAGUGUGACGUAAUUGAUGUUUCAAUGACAGUUGACUUUAAAAACAAACAAACCGUUCUCUCAUUGAAAUAUACGUUUUUAGAUUUUUUUAAUAUUGUUUGCAGGCUGUAAAAAAGUAGUAUAUAAUGAAUUAUUUUUAAUAUUUAAAUAAAAAUAAUCUUGAAAAUAAUAGAAAUUAUAUUUUUAUAAAUCUACUGUCACUGUCAUUUGUCAUUGGAACAUAAAUUACGUCAUACCUGAUUUAGUGUAUUGUACGUUUCAAAAUGUGUAAAGUGUUAGCUUUAAAGUGCAAUUUAAUAAUAAAGUAGUGUCAAAAUUUUUCUUUGGUCUAUUUUAGUGUUUUAAUAAUUUUAGCUACUUUAACGCAAACAAUUUUUAACUCAACCUUUAAAAAACUGUGGCCUUCAUGAAUUUAGUUAAACAAGGAAUGUUAUUUAAAAACCAUAAUUUUGAUAAAACUAUUUUUUUAUUUCAUUAAACUUUAAAGUCACAAUAAAUCAUAUGUAAUUUGGAAACGUUUAUUAAAAAAAGGGUACCUAUACCAGUGUUUAAGAGCAAAAAAUGAUUAAUUCACUUAUCUUAGCCGAAUAUAGAUCUGGAUCAAAUAGAUUGAUGUUUAUGAAAAAUAUUAUUAGCUGCAACGUUAUUUACUUUUCUACUAAUUAUUUUGACCAAAACGUACUGACUUCUGUUUGCUUUUAGAAAAACUUUUAACAUGCCUUCUAUUGUUUGUACUUUCUUUAGAAAAUGUGGCCUUAUUGGUGUUUCAAGUUUACUAGUUUUUUACAGUUUGUGUGAGUCUAAUUUCUCUUUUGUUCCCUCCUCUUUCCAUAAUUCGUUUUCUUUGCAAAUUUUGUCUACUUAAAAAAUCGAUGAGAAACAAUAAUUUCCCCUUCUUCAAAGCCGUGCGCAGGUAUCACGAUUAUAACUUGUUAUCUGUCUUUGUUGGUCAUGGCCUAUUUUAGAAACAUUUUCUUUUUUUGAUCAAUCUCUAUUUGUUGAGAUUCAGAUGUCAUGUCAUUGUAAGUCAGAUUGAUAUGCAAUCCUUUGAUCCAGGAAGUAUGUUGCGAAACAUCCUAUUUUAUUACAAAAAUAAAUAAAAUUUAAUAAUUUAAUUAAUAGAAACACUAAUAAAAGUAAAUAUGUUUCUAACUUGCCUUAAACAAUGUGAUAAUAGUUAAAUUUUUACAACUGUCUAGUUUUAGAAUUUUUACCUAAAAAUUUGUUUAUAAUAGGCAAUGCUGGGGAAAAAUAUACAUACCUAUAUUCAUAGAAAUAUUUAGGACCAAUGUAACACCAGUGAUAUAUAUUAUUGUACAUACACGCUGUAUAUAAUCCAUAUUAAUUGUAUAUUGUGGUAAUUAUUUCUAAUUCAGUUUUGUAAUAAUUAUAUCUAGAAUUCAUUCGGAAUAUUCUUUAAAUGAAAUUCACUUUCAUUCAAGUACGCAUUUUAUAUUUUAUUCAAAAUUUUCUUUAUAAUAAUAAUUUAGCUUAGGAUUGUAUUUUAAAUUAUUUAUACCAGUGUAAUAUUCU